Toxorhynchites rutilus septentrionalis is the source of this 1185-nucleotide messenger RNA. RefSeq lists its product as uncharacterized. The record is from RefSeq and is a predicted model, not a curated record. The coding region runs from base 1 to 1185 and encodes 394 amino acids. The transcript is spliced from 3 exons. Lineage: Eukaryota; Metazoa; Arthropoda; Insecta; Diptera; Culicidae.
AUGAGAAAGGUUUCGGUGAAGGAUACAGGCACGGGUAAAUUCGGAACAGCGGAAAGAAAGGCAUAUUAUUUACCCCAUCAUGCAGUACUGAAAAAUGCUAGCACAACCACUAAAUUACGUGUUGUAUUCGAUGGGUCGGCAUGUACCGAUAGUGGAUAUUCGUUAAACGAUGCGCUCAUGAAAGGUCCUAUCAUACAGGAUGAACUGCUUACACUUCUUCUUCGCUUCCGCAAACAUCAAGUCGCGUUAGUUGUAGACAUCGAAAAGAUGUAUCGGUUUUCGGUGGAAGAUCCCAUCGAAAUAUACGAGCUACUCACUGUAACAUACGGAUUGACACCGUCAUCGUUUCUGGCAACACGAGUAAUCAAACAAUUAGCAAUCGAUGAGAUUGGAAAUCAUCCUGAGGCAUGUGCAGCCUUGGAACGGGACAUGUAUGUAGAUGACUACAUUGGUGGAGCUGCAUCGGUUGAGAGCGCAUGCUAUCUGCGCAAGGAAAUGGAUAUUCUAACAUCCAAGGGUGGAUUUCCUCUACGAAAAUGGUGUUCGAACCGCGCAGAGGUUCUAGUUGGGAUUCCAAUAGAUCAAUUAGGGACCAGUCUGACUAUAAGUUUUGACUUGGAUCCCGAGGAGAGGAUCAAGGCACUUGGAAUCACAUGGGAACCUGAAUCGGAUCAGCUUCGAUUCGUAUACAAUAUCGAUGGUAGCGAGAGCGCUUGGACCAGACGCCGUAUUUUAUCGGCAAUUACAAGGCUCUUCGAUCCAUUAGGAUUGAUUUCACCGGUGGUAAUAACCGCAAAAAUGAUCAUGCAGGAGUUGGCAUUACUGCAAACGAAUUGGGAUAAUCCAGUACCGCCACAUAUAGAAACGAAAUGGAUAAAUUUUCAUAGUCAGUUGAACAAAUUGUCGGAGCUACGGAUCAGCAGAUUUGCCUUCAUUGCGGAGUGGGUGGAUAUUCAAUUCCACUGUUUUUCAGACGCUUCUGAGCUAGCGUACGGAGCGUGUGUCUAUGUUAGAACAGUGGAUCAAACGGGAAAUUUCGUUCGGUACUCCAUAAAUGUGUGCGAUGUUUUCGCGUUAAACCUACAUCCAUCCAACAACCAAUGGGACAACUUCCAGCUGUUCGAGUACGCCCCGCAAGACCAUUCUCCAUCACAGGAGUCGAUUAUUGCGGGCUGUUCUAUUUGA